GAGGAGUGAGUCAGUGUGUCCGUGAGCGGGGUGGUAGUAGCUCCUGCGUCCCCAGUCAUGGCUGUCGACUUCACAGCCACGUACAAGGUGUUGGUCAUAGGCGAUGUAAACGUGGGGAAAACUUGUCUAGUUCACAGGUUUUGUGACGAGAGAUAUUAUGACACGUACAUAUCCACAGUGGGCAUUGACUUCAAGCAAAAAAUCGUCAACUUAGAUGGAGUUCCUAUAAAGCUGCAAAUAUGGGACACGGCAGGGGAGGAGCGGUUCCGCACACUCACCACCGCUUACUACAGGGGUGCGCAGGGCAUCGUGUUGGUGUAUGACGUCACUAACCUGGACUCCUUCAACCACCUCUCCUACUGGCUUAGAAACAUUGAGGAGAAUGCGUCCCCCGAGGUGGUGAAGGUGCUGGCGGGCAACAAGUGCGAGGUGACCACCCAGCAGCGAGCCGUCGACAAGGAGAGAGGGUUGAAGCUGGCAGAGAACUUUGACAUGCCGUUCUUCGAGGUGUCGUGUCGAGGUGACGUGAUGGUUCAAGACACCUUCCUCACCCUCGCCAGGCUUAUAAGGGACCUCAGACAGAGACGGGCCAGCUUGUUUGAGGAACGCGAGCGGCAGAACGAGGCGGUCAAACUGGAAGCUGACGAGAAGAGUGAUGGCAGCUCCCUUUGCUCCUCGUGCUGAAGUACUCCAAGCCACCCUAACCCUUACUAACACCUCUCAUUCUUAUCCAUUCAUCCCUCUGUCCCUCCCUGAGACCACCGCGUGUGUGCUGCCAGCUAAGGUCUAGUACGCUGCUCGUGUGUCCUCCGCCUGCCACGCACACCGCCGCUCAUCACCACCACCUCCACCUCCACCGUGCACUAGUGCCCUGCUUCUACCAUUGGGAUGGAUAGCGGCGUAGCGUGAAGACUUCUGGGUUAUGUUUUUGUUUAUAUCUGUCGUGAGAGAGAGAGAGAGAGAGAGAGAGAGAGAGAGAGAGAGAGAGAGAGAGAGAGAAUUUUCUUCGCGAGAACACCAUUAUUAGAACUGACUGAUUGGUAACACUGACUACGGUGAGUUCACUAUGUAACUUCGCGCCCUUAUAUACAAGACUAUACACCUUUCUAAUUUUAUAAGAUACUACUCUACCUACUCAUGUACAUAGCAAUCCUUAUAGUGCUUUAACACAGCUGGUAUAUAUAUAUAACGCAUGUAUUUAUAAGGCAACAAACAUAUGAAUGCAAGUACAGACCGGUAUACACUAAAAGAUUUAACGAUUCAUGAUAGUUCGCAGCGUUAUUUUCGUUUGGCAUUCACGUAUAGCAUCUGGCGGCGUCUGAUGUGAGUGCAUGUAUGUAUAUAACACAACCACAGGGUCAUCGUUUUUGUUGUUGUUUGGGUUUGGUUUUAGUCGAAGCAAUAGGCACGUUUUCCUAUCACCUGACAAGCAUUGGUCGUCACUCGUCUGUGGAAAAAAUGCAAUACUUGUUUUCCUGGGCCAUAUUCCGAAGCACUUCUGGGCCGCACCUCCGCUACUUUCAAAAGGCUCUAUAGUUAAAGUGACACAGGGGUUUUCAGUGUGUGUUUUUUUAUGGGUUUUAGUGACAAGUGGACAUAAUUUGUACAUUAAUAAAAGGAAAAAAAAGCAGUCUUGAUAACCCGGCUUAUCAUUUAUGUGGCCUUUGAAAAUAGUCGUGGUGAGAGAGCAAAGCAUUUCUGAAUACGUGCCCCAAAGCGAUGAGAGACGUGAGACUGCCCUUGUCCCCUCGCGACCCGCACACCUCCUCACUGCUCCCGCCUGCACCUCCACACCAUUGCCCUGCCGUCACUUAAUAGGUUCGUAUUCUCAAACAUUUUAUCUUCAUCUUGAUCAUUUCUAAAAGCUUCAAUGGAAGUUACUGGUGAUAUUAUGUGUUUUUUUGGUCCCAGGAAUAUUUUAGCAAGGAUUCAGCAUUACUAACGUGGAUAAAAUCGUGAGAACCAGUCAAAUUAUGUUCGUAGUCUUUGAAAAUAGUUAUCAGAGCGUUCAGAAAUACAAGUCAGUAAGUUUGGCUUGAUAAAAAUAAAUUCGUUCUUAUCUCGUCAACUUUUUACAGGUUUUGUAAAGUAGAAGUUGUUGGGAAGUUUCUAUGAUUGAUAUUUUUCUCUGAUUCUGGUGAUAAUUGAGCAAGGAUGACUGUGGAAAAAAAAUAUUUGAGAAACCAAUCAAGCUUAUUUGUGGCCUUCGAUAACAGUGUUGACGAGAGGCCAUAGUGCUUUAACGAUGCGACUCUCACCAAGACACGCGUUCCACAGCUGAAGUAAUGCAGAUCAGUGUUAAUCCACCGUUUCAUAAUGACGCAUAUUUUCGUAAAUCACUAACUGAGGGCCAGACAAUAUUACAGCAAAAUAUUACAUCACUGCGUUUCACUAAUACAUCUAACUCAAUGACAAUAAGGAAUAGAUAUUAUGUGAUAUGCUCCAGUCAGUCAGGCAGGCAGUUAGUUAAAAGGUGCUGCUACCAAAGAACCGCCUUGUAAUGGUGAAUUUGUGUAUUAUACAUUAUGUCAGAAGUCUGGUGAUCUGAAUUUGCUGUCAAUGUGUUUAGUGUUUUCUUUCGAUCCAGUCUUUUGAUCUUACAAUCUUGCAAAGGCUUACCCACUGAUUGAUUCCAAGCAAAUCAGGGGAGUUAUGAUUGAGAGUAAGGUAUACACAGUGACAGGGUACUCGACCAUUGAGCUCUGCUACAGUUGGAGUGACGGCGGUGUAUAUAGCAGCUUGACGACGAUGGCGACGGGAGGCUGGCGGCGGGGGAUGUCGGGCUGGCACGAGUCACACACCACGUACUGAAUCACUACAAAGCCUAUUUCUCUUUAGCUCUGAAUUAGUGGACGUGUUGUGCAGUGCGAUGUGGUUUCCUUUUGUAUAUGAUCUAGGUCUGUAUUCGUAAACGUUUCGAUAUCUUAUCUUGACUACUUUCAACAGGCUGUGGUGAAAGUUAUUUUGAUUUUCAAGGGUGUUCCAAUAGUUCUAGCGAUAGUUCAGCAAGGUUUCUGUACCUACAAAAGGAACACUUCUAUGAUAAUCCGAUCAAUCAUCUGUGGCCUUUGAGAACAGUCCCGGUGAGAGAACAAAGUGUUUAAGAAUACAAGCCAUAAUGUAACAUAAUAUGCUACUGUGCUUUCAAAGUAUUGCAAUGGAGUCUGGGAUGUAACUGAAUUUUUAGAUACUAUUCAUAAGAUAUUUUUAAUAACUUGAUUGUAUAAUAGAUUUACUGUGUGAUGAAAACUUUUCUCCACGUUUUUCUUGUUCAUUCAUGUACAUGUAUGUGCUGCGCUAGGAGUGUCUUAUAGAGCCGCUGAUCAGUUCACACUCCACACCCAUGGUUGGAAUCAGGGGCCGUAUUCUCAAAUGUUGCCGUGUCUUAGUCUGACUAAUUUCAACAAGCUGUGGCGGAUGUUGCUGGAUGUUCAAGAGUGUUCUCAUGAGUCUAAAUGUAGACUGGUGAGGAUUCUGCAUCAUCUCUGAGAAAACACCCAUGAGAUCCCGACUUGUUCCAGUGGCUGUUGAAAAUAGCCCUUAUGAGAGUCCAAAGCGUUUCAAAAUACGGUCCCUGAUUAACUGACCUAACUUACUGAACCUCUACAUACACGUGUAUUCCCUCCUCACCUACAUAUUUGGUCGUAUCAUAAAUUUACAUUUAAUUAACGGAGUUGAAAUCAGAUCAACUGGUCUAACGUCCUGCUGAACCUCAUUGUACGUACACACACUGUCGCUCUUUCUCGACAUGGACAUUUUUGACCGAUGAAAUUACACACCAACAUCGAGUGUGUGAGUUUGACGCGUCUAAUAAACAGGUAAAGAAAAAUGCAGGCUGCUGAUACGUAUGCACGUAGUGGCGCACUUCAAUCAUUGCCUCGUGAGGACAGAAACUAAAUCUUGAGGUGAAGGUAUUCAUACAAAUGCAGACUGAGGAACAUUGAAGCAGGCUUUUAUCACCUCGCCUUCAUAGACUUACGGAAAAAAAAAAAAGAUAAACCUGUGAAUGUGAUUUGUGCUAGGUGGAGGUGUUCCGUUGCACACUCAUGGGGAAUAAUUAUCUUUUUUAGAAUAUAUUUUGUUAAUGUUUUUGUAAAAAUGUGUAUAGCAACAGAUAUAUUAGUGUCUCUUAGUGUGUUUAAGAGUUUAUUUCCGUGCGUGAUUUUUCUCUCUUGUUUUGGUAUUUCAGAAAAUGGUGGAAAUUGUUUAUGUAUUAAGUUCAUGCCUUAGAGUCGUUAUGCCAAAGUCGUGGAUGUACGGUACAGUCGUGUUCAGAAGCACAGUAACAUACCAUGGUCACUGUCUCUGUGUUUUGCGUGUUCCGUGAAUCUCAAGGCGUCUGAUUUGCUAACAAUCUCAUUACAAAACUCAACCAUUGAUAGAUUCUUAGCAGGUCAGAAGGUUUGAGACUGAAGGAGGCUAAACACAGAGGAUGGAAGUGCUUUACAUUACUUUCCUUUUGACCGUGACUAUACCAGGCACAAAACAUUCUCUUCCUUGGUCUUAAGUGAAUGGUACCUUAAUGUUAGCCCUGGACGCAACAUCCCUGCAGCCGUAUUCUCAAACGUUUUAGUGUCUUAUCUCGUUGACCUUUAACAGUCUCUAGAAGUUAUUAGGAUCUUCAAGUACGUUUUUUCUUUAUUAUUCUCGUGAGAGUUUAACAGAUAUUCUGUAUGACUUAUGGGGAAGCUACCCACGAGAACACAAUUAAUAGUUUCGGUGGCCUUUAAAAACAAUCCUUAAGAGAGUCCAAAGCAUUUGAAAAUAUUGGCCCAGCUGCGCAGCGAAGUGACAAGGUGAACUUACCCCAGCAGCCUUUACUGCUGCGCCACGCUGCACACAGUGCCCGAGAAAAAGAGAAAUACAUAUUAUUUAUUAUGAAAGGAGUCUAAUUGUAUUUUUGUUUUAUCUGAGGUAAAAGUGUAGAAAUGACAAUGAUAAAACUAUGAACGUGAGUCGUUAGCACGCCGACGCACACUUCUGGAGCUCCUCACCCAAGAUAUAAAGAAAUAAAAUACUUUCUCAUCUUUCCUAUCUUACAAACCGUGAAACAUUACGUGCGGCAAUUGGUUUGUGAUCUAAUGCAAGUUGAACGAGUCCAUUAAAGCGUCCCAUGUAUACCCUGCAGGGAAUCAUUCACGAGAGCAUUUUGAUGGCACAGUGCUGCCCGAGGGACGAGAGUGACCACAGCGAGCAGACCUCCUUGCUGCCACGGACGCUGCCCCCUCAAAGCACUGUGGCACCAGGCAGCUCUGACACUUCACUACACCUUCAAUAUUUCACACUACAUUCAUUAAAGAAUUCAAUACAGUUAAUUAGAUAUUUCAAUGGUUUCAUUAUACCAGUCUUCUAUGAUAUGUUACGACGCAUAUAUUCAGAACCUCGCAUUUUGAAUGAUUUUGUCAUCUAAAUUUCACCCUACCCAAUCUAUUAUGUAUAGUCACGUCUCCAAGCAAUACAUAAAGACAAUACACUCAUGAUCCAUCGCUGACACUCAAUCACCUCGGUAGCUUUUUAGGCUGAUGACCGUGUGUGUGUUGCUGAGCCUUGAGGCGACGCGCAUUGAACCCACCCACCAGACAUGGUUGUCUCUAUCCAGCCUUUAUAUUAUCAUCUGACUGUGAACCACUCGGCCUCCUCCACACUCAGAGACGCCAGGCAUCUUCUGAAUAAAAACUUGAGAUAUUGUUUA
Messenger RNA from Portunus trituberculatus (swimming crab), 5692 nucleotides. It is a transcript of the gene RabX4, whose product is annotated as ras-related protein Rab-8A-like. Gene Ontology annotation, molecular function: GTPase activity; GTP binding. The record is from RefSeq and is a predicted model, not a curated record. The transcript is spliced from 6 exons. The coding region runs from base 58 to 684 and encodes 208 amino acids. NCBI's taxonomy places the organism in Eukaryota, Metazoa, Arthropoda, Malacostraca, Decapoda, Portunidae.